Messenger RNA from Staurois parvus, 2047 nucleotides. The record is from the annotation of a GenBank genome assembly. Lineage: Eukaryota; Metazoa; Chordata; Amphibia; Anura; Ranidae.
GUGAUUGGAGCACAUCAUGUAUCUGAGAACCACUGGACGUCUUCUAUGUGGGAAUCCUUCUACAGGAUCUUCCCUCCUGCCCAGCGGAGCGAGAUCAUCGACUACCUGUACCAUGGCUGGCACAAAGAUCCUGUCCACAAUGUUGUCCAAGUCCUGGAAAAGCAGUAUUUUGGAGGAGAAGAGAAAUGCUCUGGAAGAACAGCGGCUCAUGUAUGAGAGAGAGCUGGAACAGCUACGACAGCAGCUAUCCCCAGAAAAACAACACCAGCACAGCAACGAACGCCUCUCCUACACCUCUCAAACAGUACAGCAGAAGAUGAACAUGUGGGCAGAGGAGAGGGAUGAGCUAUUUCGGCAGAGCCUUUCUAAGCUCAGGGAACAGAUUGUGAAGGCCAACACUUUAGUGAGAGAAUCUAACUUUUUAGCAGAAGAAAUGAGCAAAAAUACAGACUAUCAGGUCACACUUCAAAUCCCAGCAGUCAAUCUCAGCGCCAACCGAAAGAGAGGAGCAAUAGUGAGUGAGCCAGCUAUUCAAGUGAGGAGAAAAUGUAAAGGUACCCAAGUGUGGAGCAUUGAGAAGCUGGAGAACAAGCUCAUUGACAUGAGAGAAGCUUACCAGGAAUGGAAAGAAAGACCACUCCAGAAUAAAAAAAUCACAUAUAAAAAGGGGGAUCCAUUUUAUGAAGCACAAGAAAAUCACAAUCUUAUUGGAGUGGCUAAUGUGUUUCUAGAGUGUCUCUUCUAUGAUGUUAAACUUCAAUAUGCAGUGCCUAUCAUUAGCCAGCAGGGGGAGGUUGCAGGACGGCUUCAUGUUGAAGUGAUGCGGGUUACGGGUGUGGUUCCUGAGUGUGUAGUGGGUGAUGACUCUUCAGAAAAUUCCAGCGAAAGUGGUAGUUUUGAAAUCAUUGACAACAGUGGUGAAAUAAUCUACAGGCCCAAAAAGUUGACCUGCCGAGUGAAAAUAAAAGACGCUACAGGCCUUCCCUUGAAUCUGUCAAACUUUGUAUUCUGUCAGUACACUUUCUGGGAUCAGUCAGAACCUACAGUAGCACCACCCUUGGUCAAUCCUGACAUGCCUUCACCAAGAAGUAAAGAUGCUCAGUUUACUGUAAAAUUUGCACAUUCCAAGGAUUAUGUGAUUAGCAUUACAGAAGAAUUUUUGGAGUUCAUCUCUGAGGGUGCCCUUGCAAUAGAAGUUUGGGGUCACAGAUGUGCUGGAAACGGAAGAUCUGUGUGGGAAAUUGACUCUCUCCAUGCUAAAUCUCGAACUCUGCGAGAUAGGUGGAAUGAAGUAACAAGAAGGAUUGAAUUGUGGAUAUCCAUUCAUGAGUUAAAUGAGAAUGGGGAAUAUACAUCUGUGGAACUGCAUCAAGCAAAGGAUGUGAAUACAGGUGGUGUAUUCCAACUCAGACAGGGUCACUCUCGGCGAGUUCAGGUGACUGUGAAUCCUGUGCAGAAUUCCGGCACAUUGCCUCUCAUGGUUGAAGCCAUUCUCUCUGUUUCAAUUGGCUGUAUCACAGCUCGUUCAACCAAGUUACAGAAGGGACUGGACAGUUAUCAGAAAGAUGAUGAUGGUGGUGAUGAUAUGGAUAGUUACCAGGAGGAGGACCUGAACUGUGUGCGUGAAAGGUGGUCAGAUGCACUAAUUAAACGCAAGGAAUACUUGGAUGAACAAAUACAGAAAAUCAUCAACAAGCAAGAAAAAACAGAAGAUGAUAUUGAGCGGGAAGCACGACUGGUUGAGCAGUGGGUGGGUCUUACAGAAGAGAGGAAUGCAGUUCUUGUACCAGCACCAGGAAGUGACAUACCUGGAGCUCCAGCCAACUGGAUUCCUCCAGCUGGAAUGGAGACACAUAUCCCUGUCCUUUUUCUAGAUCUUAAUGCUGAUGAUCUCAGUGCCAAUGAGCAGCUUGUGGGUUCACACGCAGCAGGUGUUAAUUCUAUAUUACCAAAGGAGCAUGGGAGCCAGUUUUACUACCUGCCAAUCAUCAAGCACAGUGAUGAAGAGGUUUCAGCCACUGCUUCCUGGGACUCUGCAAUCCAUGAC